CCGAAAACUUUUGAAGGUUUACGCUUGAGUUUUAGUUGUAAUCGAACUCUUUCCGGGAAUUGACCACAGUGUUCUGUGGCAUAGUGAAACUGAAGAUGGGUUUUGCCAGUUUUUGGGAUAAAAUUGAACCGUACUUCAAUACGAUAAAUCAUGCAAUUAUCGCAGUCGUUUCCGUUUAUUAUACAGUUUUCUGCUGGGAUAUCGGUGCGUCCAAUUUAAGUUUGCAUAUAUGGCUGGCUGGCAUUGGGUAUCACCUGCUUAUGGCAGAGGCCAUUAUUGGGAUCUACCAAGGAAAUUCAUGGAGUCGCCAACAUUCGAGACGGUCACGCUUUAAUAUACAUUGGAUCAUGCAAGCGGUCGGGUCGACUCUGUCAAUUUCGGGAGUUCUCGUCCAAUGGUUCGCCUAUGGAAAGCAUCAUAUGAACAAUUAUCAUUCCUUCCUAGGAAUCAUUUCGAUAUUUUUCAUGAUGGGCGCAUUUUUAAAUGGAACAAUUGCUCUUUGGGCGCCAGAGAUCCGAAAAUGGAUCAAACCCGUAUACAGCAGAUGGUUUCACAAUGUCAUCGGCAUUAUUGCAUUCGCAAUCGGAAUGGCGAGCAUAAGUCAUGGUUACGACCUAAGAGAUUUCAGUCGUCGGUCAACCGUUCCGAUUAUGUACGCACUGAAAUGGGCGGCUUAUGUCACAACUGUAUUGUGUCUAAUUGGCGCAGUUAAGUCCCUGUAUGAGCAGACGAAAGGUGUUAUUGCAGGCAUAAGAGGUUCAUUGUCCACGUCAACGUCAGAGCUGCCUUUGAAGAGUUAAAUGAAUCAUUUUUGUUGGAAAAUUAUUACGAUAUUUAUAACUAGGGAGAGUAUAUAAGCAUUACAUGCACCACUUAAAUUAUUUUGUUUCUGAAACCCCUAUGCAUCCCCCAUAAAAUAUAAUAAAAUG
Messenger RNA from Bradysia coprophila, 929 nucleotides. RefSeq lists its product as uncharacterized. Gene Ontology annotation, molecular function: transmembrane monodehydroascorbate reductase activity. The record is from RefSeq and is a predicted model, not a curated record. NCBI's taxonomy places the organism in Eukaryota, Metazoa, Arthropoda, Insecta, Diptera, Sciaridae.